Molecule: messenger RNA, 1158 nt
Organism: Soboliphyme baturini
Lineage: Eukaryota; Metazoa; Nematoda; Enoplea; Dioctophymatida; Soboliphymatidae
Source: the annotation of a GenBank genome assembly
AUGUCUCUUUAUGAAGGACUCGAUGAAGACCCAGCAGUCAAGCCGAAAGACGGAGAGAAGCUUGAAGCGACAGAGAAUUGGAAAUCGGGGCUUAAAUUGCUGCAGACGCACAUUCACCUGAAGAAGGCAACUUUACUACAGCGAGACAAACCCAAGAUCGGUGGCGGGUCUUCGCCGGUCGAUACUAGCAUCAAACGGAAGGGUGAGAUUUCGAAAACCACCAAGACAGUUCUUGUCGACGCUCCUCCGUUGUCGUUCCUCCCAAUCAAGGAUAGCAUCUCGAAUGCCGAAGAGUGGCAUGUUGACGACGAGUACAAUCCGCUGUUGCCGAACGAUUUCGAACGCCUUAUCCGACAGCGAGAGGAAGACAGGCUAAUGAAACUGAGCAAGGUGAAGUAUGCGCUUCCAACUGAGGACGACUGGGAAGCCGAAACUAACGAAGAAGUGAAGGAGAGGGAGAAACGCUCAAAACCUGCCCCUCAUUUGCUGCUUACUUAUCCGUCGUCUUCUGAAUUAACAGUGGGCGCUGCGAUCGCUCCUCCACCAAAUUUGAUCGAAGAAGACCGCCACGCUUCCGAAGACACUGCACCCCCGGCAACGAGUUUGGCUGAUACGGGCCAGAUCGGCAAAGGUUUGAACGUCGCUACCAGAAUAAUGGAACGAUACGGAUAUAAGCAAGGCAGCGGCCUAGGUAAGUUGGAACAAGGCAUGAGCACCCCGCUACUGGUGGAGAAGACCGGACUUAGAGGCGGUAAAAUCAUUCAUGAAAAGGAUAUCCCGAAAGAAGUGCCGAUGCCAGUACCGGUGCCGGCGUAUCUUCCGGCACCAGCGGUAGAGCAGAACUCAUUAGGCGAGUCGAUUACCGAAAUUUUGAAAAGCCCUUCCAAGAACAUGGUUGGGCCAGGUGAAGUCGACGAAGAACUUGAACCAGAAGUGAAGGAAGAAAUGCAGAAAUAUGGCGAGGUUGUCAAAUGCCUUAUAUUUGAGAUGCCCUCCGUGCCUGAGAACGAAGCCGUUCGAAUCUUCGUCGAGUUCUCCAAAGUGGAUCAAGCUAUCAAAGCUGCCGUCGCCCUAAAUGGUCGAUAUUUUGCCGGCAGGAUCGUCCAGGCGGGUUUUUACGAUGUAGACAACUUCCAUAAUUUACAGCUCACAGAUUGA